Elephantulus edwardii (Cape elephant shrew) is the source of this 2059-nucleotide messenger RNA. It is a transcript of the gene ALDH1, whose product is annotated as aldehyde dehydrogenase, cytosolic 1-like. Bases 52 to 1557 code for a protein of 501 amino acids. The transcript is spliced from 13 exons. Lineage: Eukaryota; Metazoa; Chordata; Mammalia; Macroscelidea; Macroscelididae. The record is from RefSeq and is a predicted model, not a curated record. Gene Ontology annotation, molecular function: benzaldehyde dehydrogenase (NAD+) activity.
CUGAAACAAAUCUCUGAACCUGUCAUCUGUAUCCCAGGAGUCCUACCAGGGAUGUCGUCCUCAGGCAUGCCAGACCUACCUGCCCCACUCACCAAUAUUAAGAUCCAGCACACUAAGUUAUUCAUAAACAAUGAAUGGCACGAAUCAGUGAGUGGUAAAACAUUUCCUGUCUUCAAUCCAGCAACUGAGGAGAAAAUCUGUGAGGUAGAAGAAGCAGAUAAGGAAGAUGUUGACAAAGCAGUGAAGGCUGCAAGAGAAGCUUUUCAGAUGGGAUCGCCGUGGCGUACCAUGGACGCUUCCGAAAGGGGACAGCUGAUAUACAAGUUGGCUGAUUUAAUUGAGAGAGACCGCUUGCUAUUGGCGACACUGGAGUCAAUAAAUGCUGGAAAAGUAUUUGCCAGUGCAUAUCUGAUGGACCUAGACUACUGCAUCAAAGCCUUACGUUACUGCGCAGGCUGGGCUGACAAGAUCCAGGGGCGGACAAUACCUGUUGAUGGAGAGUUUUUUAGUUACACAAGACAUGAACCUAUUGGUGUAUGUGGUCUAAUUUUUCCUUGGAAUGCCCCGAUGAUUUUGCUUGCUUGUAAGAUAGGGCCUGCCCUUUGCUGUGGAAACACUGUAAUUGUCAAACCAGCAGAGCAAACUCCUCUCACUGCUCUUCAUGUGGCAUCUUUAAUAAAGGAGGCAGGGUUUCCCCCAGGAGUGGUGAAUAUUGUGCCGGGUUAUGGACCCACUGCAGGAGCAGCCAUCUCUUCCCACAUGGAUGUCGACAAAGUGGCGUUCACAGGAUCAACAGAGGUUGGUAAAAUGAUCCAAGAAGCUGCUGCAAAGAGCAAUCUGAAAAGGGUGACCUUGGAGCUCGGUGCCAAGAACCCCUGCAUCGUGUUUGCGGACGCUGACUUGGACAGUGCAGUUGAGUUUGCACACCAAGGAGUCUUCACCAACCAGGGCCAAAGUUGUAUCGCUGCUUCAAAGCUUUUUGUGGAAGAAGCAAUUUAUGAUGAAUUUGUUCAAAGGAGUGUUGAGCGAGCAAAGAAGUACGUUUUUGGCAAUCCUCUGACCCCAGGAGUAAAUCAUGGCCCACAGAUUAACAAGGCCCAACACAACAAAAUAAUGGAACUCAUUGAGAGUGGUAAGAAAGAAGGGGCCAAGCUGGAAUGUGGAGGAGGCCCCUGGGGGAAUAAAGGUUACUUUAUCCAGCCCACAGUUUUCUCCAAUGUGACAGAUGACAUGCGAAUUGCCAAGGAGGAAAUAUUUGGACCAGUCCAGCAAAUCAUGAAGUUUAAAUCUUUGGAUGAAGUGAUCAAGAGAGCCAACAACACUUACUAUGGCUUAGUGGCGGGAGUCUUUACCAAGGAUCUUGAUAAAGCUGUGACUGUGUCCUCUGCUCUGCAGGCUGGGACAGUGUGGGUGAAUUGCUAUUUGGCAGCAUCUGCUCAGAGUCCUGCUGGAGGAUUCAAGAUGUCUGGACAUGGACGAGAAAUGGGAGAAUAUGGAAUUCAUGAAUAUACUGAGGUCAAGACAGUCACGAUGAAAAUUUCUGAGAAAAAUUCGUAAAGAAAACUAUAACAGUGGUGUGAAGACUUCAGCUGCCAAGCAUCUCCUAUAAUCACUAAUAUUGUGGUCUUUUCUUGAUUUAAGUGAAUUAGCAUUUGAAUAACAUUAGCAUUAUAAGCAACCAUAGAAAACUUGGCAUGUAGCUUAUUAGGAAUAAUUUACUUUCUGAUAUAUUACUUCAAAGAUUAUCCUAAAAUCAAAAGGAUGGAUUCACAUAAGAGAUCUCUCUAGUUCUGCAAUAGUCUUAAUAGCUCUUUUCUUUGUAGCUACUUGUCCAGGAUAAUCAAUUUAUAGAGGAGAACAAGUUAUUUAGUGUCUUUCUCUUAAGAAUACCUUGAAAUACUUCACAUAUAUGAUUAUGACUUUCAAGUAGGGAUGCUCUAUAUCCAACGGUUGUGAAAUCAUUGAUUAUCUUGAAAUAUUCUUAGGAGUUUGGUCUUUAUCUAUCAAAAUAAGUAAUUUCUAAAAUACUUUGAUCUCAAUAAAAAUUUCCAUUUCUUUU